Aspergillus alliaceus is the source of this 1032-nucleotide messenger RNA. Its product is annotated as CIA30 family protein. The transcript has 3 exons. Gene Ontology annotation, cellular component: mitochondrion. Lineage: Eukaryota; Fungi; Ascomycota; Eurotiomycetes; Eurotiales; Aspergillaceae. Bases 1 to 1032 code for a protein of 343 amino acids. The record is from RefSeq and is a predicted model, not a curated record. Gene Ontology annotation, biological process: mitochondrial respiratory chain complex I assembly; mitochondrial electron transport, NADH to ubiquinone.
AUGAUCCCAACGGCAAGGUGCUUGGCCGCUAAGCCGGCCGGUUUCUUCAAGCGCAGCGCAGACGAGCUGAGUAGGCUGUCGAAAAUAGCUUGGAACUCGGAAGCUUUACACACGCCGACAAAGCCCUAUGUCCUCCUCGACUUCGAAGAUGAUGCCACUGUCUCAGGUUGCAAGACAAUGGCUGACCGCGCCGUCGGAGGAUUCAGCACUGCUAGUCUAGAUUAUGUCCCCGCCGACGCAGCAGCGAAAUCGCCAGCACACGCUCGAUUCCACGGAAGUAUCUCAACAAAGCUACCCAAUAACUGGCGGGUCGAGCGGACCGGAUAUGCCGCCUUCCGCAACAAAGAUCGUGGCCUCUGGAUCUUUGGUCGACUCUUCUGGGACGUGGAUCCCUACUCCUACCUUGCAUUGCGUGUCAAGUCUGACGGACGCCGCUACACCGUGAACAUCCAGACCGAUUCGAUCGUCGAGACCGAUAUCCAUCAGCACCGACUGUAUACGCGCCAUCAUAGGGUCCAGGAGGCCUCUCCGGACGAAUUUCUCUCGGCCGCCGAGGCAACGGAGUCACCCGAAUUUGCGGAGACGCAGUAUCCCCAUGGUAUACCGCCUGCUCUUUCGGAUGUGCCUCCUGAGUCGACCAUCAUGUCGACGUCGACCAGUGCCACAACGUCCGGAACCACCGGCUGGGAAACGAUUCUGUUACCGUUUAACUCCUUUGUUCGCACGAACCAUGGGAUGGUGGUUGAGCCGCAGACUUCUAUAAUAAGAAACCGGGUGAAGAGUAUCGGGAUUGGGCUGACGGAUCGGGUGGAAGGCCCGUAUGAUCUACGGAUUCACAAGAUCUGGGCUACGAAUGGCAUGAGCGAUGCGGAGAUUGAAGAGGAGAGACGCAUCUGCGGUACGGAUGCUUUGCCGAUUGAUGAGGGCGUCCGGACUGGCUGGACGGGGGAGUCUGUACCGCAUACAAGUCAGCAGGAGGCGCCGAAAGCGAAGAAGGGAUUGAAGGCAUUGCGUGAUGAGUGGGAUCAAUAA